AUGGCAGCUCCUGUGCCUCCAGGGGCACCUAGACAACAACCGCCUACUGGACCACCGCCGAAUUUUCAGCAGAAUCCAAAUGCCUUAGCUGACAAUUUUCAGAACAUGAACCUUAAUCGCCCGCCCAGUUCAAAUACUAGGCCACCUCCCUUCGGUCAGCCACCACCAUUCUCAUCCUCUUCGCCUGCAUCACCAAUGACGAGACCUGGUCCAUUCCCUUCCGGUGCAACUCUUAGGCCUGCCUCAGGAUCUCCAUCACCCACAUUGCCACCAAAUAUGGCCCCUGGUAGACCCAGCGGCCCACCAUUUGGCCAGCCUCCUCCAUUUGGUGCCAGACCUCCUCCUCCGGGGGCAUUCCCUUCUUCAAUGCCUCCCUCUGCUGGGUCUCCUCCUUAUGGAGCACCACCUCCGGUUACUCGUCCAUCUCCAGUUGCUUCUUCAUCUCCCGUGAACAUGGGGCCUUCUGGUGCUCCAAGUGGUUUUAUGAGUAAUGGGCCACCUGCACCCGCUUUCCAGGCUGGACAACGGUUUGCUCCUCCUGGUAGUUCUCAGCAUCAACCUCCCAUGGGUGCUCCUCCAGCUAUGGGGCCACCGGCACGUGGCCCUCCUCAAGCAGGGGCUAUGCGUCCUUUCAUGGGGAGUCCUGGAGCUGGUGCUUCGCAGGUACUUCCACCAUCAGGAAUGGGUCAAGCUGCACCUGCCUUUGGGGGACCACCUCAAGCGAUGUUGGGAUCUGUAGCUUCUCCUUAUGCACCACAGAUGCCUUCACAACCAGGGGUACCUCCAAUGCCAGGGUCUAUGCCACCACCUAGAAUGUAUGGAAUGCCACCACCAAUGCAGAAUCAAAUGACUGCUAUCUCACCUGUUAUUGGCCAAACUGGUGGUACACAGCCAGGGGCGUCAAAGAUUGAUCCCAAUCAAAUUCCAAGGCCAAUCCCAAGUUCAUCUGUCAUCUUGCAUGAUACUCGUCAGGGCAAUCAGGCCAACCCACCUCCGCCGGCAACGAGCGAUUACAUAGUUCGGGACACAGGGAAUUGUAGUCCACGCUACAUGAGGUGCACCAUUAAUCAGAUUCCGUGCACUGCUGAUCUUUUGACGACAUCUGGCAUGCAGCUGGCUUUAUUGGUCCAACCUUUAGCCCUUCCCCAUCCAUCUGAGGAGCCUAUCCAGAUUGUUGAUUUUGGAGAAGGUGGUCCCGUUCGUUGUUCUCGUUGCAAAGGCUAUAUAAAUCCUUUCAUGAAGUUCAUUGAUCAGGGGAGGCGUUUCAUCUGUAAUUUGUGCGGUUUCACUGAUGAAACACCUCGGGACUAUCAUUGCAAUUUAGGUCCUGAUGGUAGGCGUAGAGAUGCUGACGAAAGGCCUGAAUUGUGUAGGGGGACAGUUGAAUUUGUUGCGACAAAGGAAUAUAUGGUGCGUGAACCAAUGCCAGCUGUUUAUUUCUUCCUUAUUGAUGUGUCCAUGAAUGCCGUUCAAACUGGUGCAACUGCUGCAGCUUGCAGUUCAAUUAACCAAGUUAUUGGUGAUCUUCCGGAAGGGCCAAGGACAAUGGUUGGGAUUGCAACUUUUGAUUCAACCAUCCACUUCUACAACUUGAAACGUGCGCUACAGCAGCCACUAAUGCUGAUCGUUCCUGAUGUACAAGAUGUGUAUACCCCUUUGCAAACUGAUGUCAUUGUCUCAGUCUCUGAGUGCCGUCAACAUUUGGAACUGUUAUUGGAAAGUAUUCCAACCAUGUUUGAGAAUACUAGAACAUCUGAGUCAGCUUUUGGUGCAGCAAUCAAGGCAGCUUUCUUAGCAAUGAAGAGUACUGGAGGAAAGCUUAUGGUAUUUCAAUCAGUUUUGCCAUCCAUCGGCCUCGGAGCACUUGCUGCAAGAGAGGCUGAGGGAAGAAGCAAUGUCUCUGCUGGGGACAAGGAGGCUCAUAAAUUACUUCAGCCUGCUGACAAAACUCUGAAGGACAUGGCAGUUGAAUUUGCAGAAUAUCAGGUUUGUGUUGAUGUAUUCAUCACCACCAAGACAUACGUGGACAUUGCUUCUAUAUCUGUCAUCCCUAAAGUUACUGGAGGGCAGGUUUAUUAUUAUCAUCCAUUUUCAGUAGUUUCCGAUUCCGUAAAGCUUUGUAAUGAUCUUAGAUGGAACGUCUCAAGGCCUCAGGGAUUUGAGGCAGUUAUGCGAGUGAGGUGCAGCCAGGGAAUUCAAGUACAAGAAUACCAUGGAAACUUCUGCAAGCGAAUUCCAACUGACGUUGACUUACCUGGGAUUGAUUGUGAUAAAGCUAUAAUGGUGACUUUAAAACAUGAUGAUAAGUUGCAAGAUGGUGCAGAAUGUGCUUUCCAGUGUGCACUCCUAUACACUACUGUUUAUGGCGAAAGAAGAAUUCGUGUUACUACAUUAUCCUUGCCAUGCACAAGCAACUUGAGCAACUUGUUUCGAAUGGCUGACUUGGAUACUCAAUUUGUAUGUUUCCUGAAGCAAGCUGCACGUGAAGUUCCCAUCACCCCACCAUUGCACGUCCGUGAACAAGUUACGAACUUCUGUAUAAACAUUCUACUUUCAUAUCGGAAAUUUUGUGCGACAGUGUCAUCUUCAGGGCAACUUAUUCUUCCAGAAGCACUCAAACUGCUGCCUCUAUAUACUCUUGCCUUAAUCAAGAGUGCUGGUCUGAGAAUCGAAGGGAAGAUAGAUGAUCGCUCUUUCUGGAUCAAUUAUGUAUCAUCAGCUUCUACUCCUUCAGCAAUUCCACUGGUUUACCCAAGGAUGAUUGCUGUUCAUGACCUUGAUACACAGGAUGGGAAUGGUUCUAUUGUCCCUGCUCCACUUCCGCUAUCUAGUGAACAUGUCAACGAUGAAGGAAUUUAUCUACUGGAGAAUGGGCAAGAUUGCUUAAUAUAUGCCGGGAACUCGGUCAACCCUGACAUUAUGCAGCAAUUGCUUGGUGUUCCCUCAGCUGAUCAGGGGGGUGCCGAGUUCACCUUGCAGCAAUAUGACAAUCCAUUGUCAAAGAAGUUAAACGAGGUGGUAAAUGAGAUACGCCGACAGAGAUGUUCUUUCCUCAGGUUGAGGCUCUGCAGAAAGGGAGAUCAAUCAGGAAUGGCAUUCUUUUCGUACCUGAUCGAGGACAAAGUACCGACUGGUGGUCUCUCGUACGUGGAGUUCCUGGUGCAUAUCCAUCGGCAGAUCCAAAUGAAAAUGUCUUCCUAA
Molecule: messenger RNA, 3201 nt
Organism: Linum trigynum
Lineage: Eukaryota; Viridiplantae; Streptophyta; Magnoliopsida; Malpighiales; Linaceae
Source: the annotation of a GenBank genome assembly